Molecule: messenger RNA, 1697 nt
Organism: Acanthoscelides obtectus
Lineage: Eukaryota; Metazoa; Arthropoda; Insecta; Coleoptera; Chrysomelidae
Source: the annotation of a GenBank genome assembly
AAAAGAUGCGGAGAAAUUACAAGAAACGUUUAGGCUCCCGGAAUUAUAAGAAUUAUACCCAAGAAAAUCUAAGAGCAUGUCUAGCCUCUAUAGAAAAUAAAGUAUCCACUCAAAGAAGAGCCAGUGAAGAAUGUGAUUGCAUCUUAAGACUAAGCGAGUACGGUUUUCCUUUGACAGCCUUCGACCUUAGAAUAGUCAUUCGAACAUAUUUGGAUAGAAUUGGCCGGAAAGUUACAAAAUUUAGAGAUAAUUGUCCAGGUACUGAAUGGGUUUCAAGUUUCUUGAAAAGACGUCCAUGUUUAACACAGAGAUUUGCGGCCAACAUAAAACGUAGCAGAGCAGCAGUUGACAAAGAGACUGUCAUUGCCUACAUAAAAAACUUGGAAGACGUGGUUAGAGACGUCCUUCCCGAAAACAUAUGGAACUUUGACGAAACUAACCUUUCAGAUGAUCCUGGUCAAAAGAAAAUUAUAACUAAGCGUGUUGCAAAAUAUCUGGAGCUUAUAAGGAACACAUCCAAAAGUUCAACUUCUAUAAUGUUUGCUGGAAAUGCUGUGGGGGAAUUACUACCACCAUACGUAGUGUACAAGUCCAAGCAACUGUGGAGUACAUGGACAGAGCAUGGAACAAAACGUGUCAGAUACAACAACAGUCCUUCAGGUUGGUUUGACAUGAAUAUAUUUAAUGAUUGGUUUUUUACCCAGAUAUUGCCAAGACUGAAGAAACAAGAGUGUCCCAUUAUAGGAGACAAUUUGUCAUCUCAUAUUUCUGUAGAUGUCUUGAAAGCCUGUGACCAGAACAAUAUUAGAUUUGUUUGCCUGCCUUCUCAUAGCACCCAUUUAACUCAGCCAUUAGAUGUUGCUUUUUUUCACCCAAUGAAGGUGGCAUGGAGGAAAAUCCUCACCGAAUGGAAAGCAAGUGUACAAGGCAGUCGAGAAACAGUAGUUCAAAAAAGCAGUUUUCCAGUUCUGUUGAACAGACUCAUUGAUAUCUUGGAACCAACGAGGGAGGCUAAUCUCAUUUCGGGUUUCCGAAAAUGUGGAAUUUUUCCUCUUGACGUCAAUCCAUUUAGAACUGUUGACCAGACUGCUUUACAAGAUUCUUUUCUACAAAGCCUUGAAGCUAAGAGACUAGAAUGGACGAAAGGUGGAACUACGAAACGACGUCAAACAAAACUAAAUAUCACUCCUGGGAAAAGCGUAACUGAAGAGUUAAGCAAACUUUCGGAUGAUAAAGAAAAUGGAGAGUUAGCAAAGCCUUCAACGGCACGAAGACCACGUCACCGUAGAGCUAGUAGCGAAAGCAGCUACGCAGAUAGUGUCAACAUGUCAGUUCACGACUCAUCAGAUGUUGCUUCUCUUGAUGAUUUAGAAAAUCUUGAAGUUCAGUUUAAUGCACAGGCUGAAGGUUGUGGCAAGAAUAUUGAUUUUAAGCCACUCGUGAAGGCAGUUGGGCAAUAUGUAGUAUUCACGUAUGAAGGAGAAAUUUUUCCUGGUAAAAUUACAAAAAUCUGUGAACAGGGACCAUACGUUUCUUCAAUGAAAAAGUCUUUGAAAUCCUGGAAAUGGCCUGAGCUUCCGGAUGAAAUCCAGUAUCAUUGGGAGGAAAUUUUGGGAUGUAUUGAUCCGCCUAAAAAAGUCAGUCUUAGACGUGACAUCUACUCAGUCCCCGCACUAAACCAAAUUUGGAGGUCUUAA